This is a messenger RNA of Cyphomyrmex costatus, 2487 nucleotides long. RefSeq names its product G protein coupled receptor bride of sevenless (gene boss). Gene Ontology annotation, biological process: G protein-coupled receptor signaling pathway. The transcript is spliced from 8 exons. Gene Ontology annotation, molecular function: G protein-coupled receptor activity. The record is from RefSeq and is a predicted model, not a curated record. Gene Ontology annotation, cellular component: membrane. Bases 1 to 2487 code for a protein of 828 amino acids. Lineage: Eukaryota; Metazoa; Arthropoda; Insecta; Hymenoptera; Formicidae.
AUGGCGAAUAAUACGCUCAUUAAGGUUUCGUUCUUGUUAAGUAUGGUUCUGUUAACUUUGAGUACGAGCGAGCAAAUACUGUGCUGUGAAAAUAAUGCAUUACUGGAGACCACAGGUGACGCUAUUUUAACUGUCUUCGUGGACGCCAAUUAUGGACAGCAUUGUAAUGUAUCGUCGAACAAAGGUCUCCAACAAAUUUUAACGGUAUUACAUGUCGUGCGAACUUUAAACGAAUAUAACCACAUACCGAAUGUGAAAUUAGGUUUAAGAAUUUUCGACACGUGUCAUGAUAGGAUUACAGUGUUUCGACAAGUUUUGCGAAUAGCGGUUGAACAAAGUUGCGCCCCAGAUUAUGAGAUGGGUAUACUGAUGCCAGCCCAAUAUGGACCCAUAAUAGAUUACCUUCAGGAUUAUAGCGAUUUGCCAAUCGUUAUCUACGAGGAACGAGAUUUCACGGUACCCAUGAUCGAUAUCCUGGCACAUUACUUGAGCACCAUGUACGAGAUCGUCGAUCUGGUGCACGCUAACACGGAUUCUGUUCUCGAUCAUUUCCUGGAAGUUACCAAGGACGCUGGUGUGUGCGUGAAACGAAGUGACAGACGUGUCAACGGUGACAGGUACGCGAACGUCACGGAAACGGUGAUAAUCGCAAUCGACCUCAUACCAUCUGGAUCGUAUGUCAUUAAACCGGAAAUUCCUCGUUUCGAUCUUGGCGAGUUCUCAAGCGCGAGUGAAUUCCUGGAGAACUCCAACAACUCAGUGAACCACUCUCCGUAUCUUCUCGACAUUGGGAAGGCCGUCAUCAAGUUGGCGGAAGUCUUCCAGGACUUCCGCAAGAGAAGCUGCGCUAUCGAAGAGGAGAGUAACAUUAUGACGCAAUCCUCAGAAUCGCAGACAUCAGAAUCGCAGCGGGAAAUUCGUGAUUUUGAUGUCUACGAGUUCCUUCAUAUGCAAUCGGGAUCACACUCGCUAAGAUACGUGGUCACCACGAAAACGCAGCACGAGCUCAACGACGUCGCUUUUUACGAGAUCUUGGUGCCCCAGUUACGCGUUCUUCCGGAAAGGACAACGUCCGGAACGCCGGGGCUCUGUUUGGAGCAUCUCAUUAAGAAUUGCGAAAACUGCACAAAUUUUCAGGAUCGCGAUACGAAAGUACACGUUGUUGGCAAAAAUGUCCUAAAAAGCAGCUUCUACGUUCCUGUAUUUUUGAUUGUCAUCAUGUGUGGUACUCUUAUGUGCUGCGUGAUGGUGAUUUUUAUCGUCUAUCGUUUCGCAACCAAAGAAAUUUUCGAUAGCAAUUUGGUCCUCACAAUCGUCCUCGUCCUGACCAACAUAUUUAUCCUACUGACGGCACUGCCCUUCUACGUGACGGACGAUUAUUUCGGCGCGGAAAACUUGAACGCAUGGAAGAUUCUCCUCACCACUCUCGCAUUUGGCCUCACAUUCUCAAUCAUGCUCUCGAGAGCACUCUUCUUAGCCAUGUCCACAGGUGGUGUUUCCAUCAUCCACGUUAAUGGGUAUUUACAGAGUCUUAUGGCGUUCUUCGUAUACGGUGUACAAAUCGCUAUGUCGGUCAUGUAUUUCGUUCUGAGUACAAUGAACUCAGCUGUCGUCGUCAGGAGUCUUAUUUUUGUUGCAUUACUAGGAUACGAUAUAUUUUUGUUAAUUGCACUCUUCGUCGCUUACUACUUCAUUAUCCGAAUACAAGGUAAUCAUCACGAAGGAAAAUAUUUCUUCGGAACAGUUAUCGGUUUGCUGAUAAUAUGGCUAAUAUGGUUGACUUGCUUCACGUUAAUGCAACCGGAAAAUCGUGACGUAGUCGUUUCCCUCGGUAUAGUCGCUACGGCUUAUUUAAUUAUUUUUGGUGUCUUAAUACCAAGGAUAUAUUACAUGAUUACACACACACCUAAAAGGAAAGAUUCAGGGCAAAGAUUCGAUCCUAUCAACCUAUUAACCGAUUCGACUGUUAAUACAAUCAGGCAGGGAACAUUGCGUUUGCAGUCAUAUUCCUCCCACAAUUAUGUUUAUCCUGCUCGAGAAAGUCAUUCAAAUUACUAUGGUAAUUUAAACUCAAAUCCAAAAUACUUCGAGAGAUGCCGAAGUUUAAAUCACUACGAAACGCCUACAUAUAAUAAUUACGAAUGUUAUGCGGAAAUGAAGGAAAUCGACGCUGCUUACGUCAUGCCGCGAAUGUACGUCGAGAACAUUGAGUUUUUAGCAACAAAUAACGUCAUUUACGCGCAGCCAAAAAUCUAUAGAUCUCAGAGAAUAAAUUUGGAAGAGAGAAGCAACACAGAAACCACUUGUAAUAGAGAUAACUCUUCACCUAUCUCUAGACAACACAUCGAAAUGUAUUCCAUAAGAUACACUAGCCCAACGUAUAUGGCAAAGAAAGGAAGGAUCAAUGAAAAAGAAGAAGAUGAAGAAGAAGAAGAAAACGAAAAGAAUCAGGAGGACGAAGCUGCCAGUAAAAUUACCCGCUUUUGA